Molecule: messenger RNA, 1564 nt
Organism: Ahaetulla prasina
Lineage: Eukaryota; Metazoa; Chordata; Lepidosauria; Squamata; Colubridae
Product: major histocompatibility complex class I-related gene protein-like
Exons: 7
Coding region: 119-1564 (481 amino acids)
Biological process (GO): immune response
Cellular component (GO): external side of plasma membrane
Source: RefSeq, a predicted model, not a curated record
ACAGGUUGGUGUCGUGUUGGCGCGGCUUUCAAUUCUUUCUCCGUAGCGGUGUCUUCGGUCUUACGAUUCUUUCUCCGUAGCGGUAUCUUCGGUUUUAGGUGCGCGUUUUCCGGGUGCGAUGCUGUUGCAACGGGCGUCCUUCUUGCUCCUGUGGGCUGUGCUGGAAUCCUUGGUGCCGAGGGGUCUGUGCGGCUGCUCCAGACACUCUUUGUACUAUUCCUACCUGAAGAUAUCAGAGUCCAGCCAGGGGCUGCCCCAGUUCCUCUCCGUGAUCCACCUGGAUGAUACUUCCGUUGCUCGAUAUGACAUCCUCAAUAGGAAGACAGUUCCUUUGGUGCCCUGGAUAGAGGCGAUGGAGGUGAAGAUACCUGAGAGGAUGUUCAGAGCUGACCUGGACUGGUUAUCAAAACUCAACCCCCAGACUGGAGGGCUUCACACCUGGCAGGUGGUUUUGGGCUGUGAGCUCAGGGAAGACAGGAGCAAAGGAGGGUUUUUUCACUACGGCUACGAUGGGAUGGACUUCAUCAGCUUCGAUAAGGAGACCCUCAGAUGGGUGGCAGCUCAGCCCCAGGCUGAGAAGGUGAAGGAGAAGUGGGAGGAUCAUCCAAGGCAGUCCCAGGAAAAUAAAGUCUUCUUGGAGGAGACCUGCAUUGAGUGGCUGCAGACAUACGUGUCCUACCAGAAGGAGGCUCUGAACAAGACAGAGCCCCCAGUGGGGAAGGUGACCCGUAAGGUGGUCGAUGACAGCCUCGAAACCCUCAUCUGCCAGGCCUUUGGCUUCUACCCCAAGGAGAUCCAGGCCAUCUGGACGAGGGACGGAGAGGUCUGUGAAUACGAGACCCUCCCUAGGAAUGUGGCCCCCAACUCAGAUGGGACCUAUUAUGUCUGGCUCAGCAUUGAGAUCGACCCCAAGGAGAGGGACCGUUUUCGGUGUCACCUGGAGCACGAGGGCUUGCAGGAGCCCCUGGUCUUGGCAUGGGAAGAGAAAACAGGUGAGAGGCUCAGCAUUUGCAAUAUGUCACCUCCUGAUGUGAGGUUACUUGGUUUUCUGGCAGCUGUGAUGAUCAUAAUCCCAGGAGCCCUGAUUCUCUUACUGAGCCUCUGCAGGCUGAUCUACGGGAAGAAACUCCAGCAGGCAGUGAAAACUCACCUUGAUGACCUUCCUUUAGAAAAAGUUUCUUCCUCCUCUACUUAUGGCACUGAAGAUGAGAUUCAAUCAGACGCGAUGCUCCCAUCCAAAACGACAUCAGAGGGUUGCUGUGGGCAGAAGACAGAGCUAAGGGAAGGAAAGAAAACACCUCUGAGGGCUUCUCCAGAUGCCAGUUCAGACAACGUGGAAGAGCCAACCCUGGAGACUUCAGAGGGGAGUCUAGAGGAACAUCUAGAAGAUGCCGAGGCCACCAAGCCAGGAAUCGAAGGGCUGGAGUUCCUUCAGAGGAACAAGCGGAUGAGCACCUGGCUGGAGAGGAAAGGGGAGAGAGAGAGAGACGCAGCUGCAACUGGAGGAUUCACACACAGACCCAGCCAGAAGCCCAGGAUGGAGAAGGAUUGCAGCUGCAGCUGA